ACACGAUCCGCUUCAAGUUUUCUCUCGGUUGGGGAAGGAAAGAGGAGUUUUGACAUGGAGAGUACAAGUCACAGAGGAUGACAAACUUUUGACUGACAUAUGUUUUCAGGAAUGUGCUUUUCUCCAUCAUGUCCAGAUGAUGAUGGCCAAACUGCAGCUCAAACUUCUCACAAGUGCUGGAGAAAGGAGUUUUCGUGUAAGAGAGAGCGAACAAGGAUCCCUGUACAAGAUUGUUCGCUUUAUUAGUUAAAGUUUCUGCAUUCACUUAUUUUAAACGGACGCUUGAGUUGUGACAGUUAUUGGAUUUUAACGGACACGUUCAGAGGGAUUCGAAACUUCAAGUGAACUUUAUUCCUAAGCUGUCAAGUUGGUUUUAUCGGCGUUAUAAAGGAUAACAUAUACGCAAAAAGUAUUGAAUUUUACGGACAUCAUGCAGAAGUUGAAUUCGGUAAACAGUAUGAAUUCGGAGCUCCAGCAGCGGCUGGCGGAUAACGGCGGAUCCGGAGAGGCAGCGAGGGAGAACGGCACGAAACACAUCCUGAGCCCCGCUGAACCUGUGGAUACGGUUCAGUGCUCCAGCAGAAAGAUGCUGGUCGGGCUGGACAUACUCUGUCUGCUCGUGGCCUCCAUUCCAUUCUUUGCCUGUGAGCUUAAAGCGGUGACUCCGUACAUGAGAGGCUUCUUCUGUGGGGAUACCAGCAUUACCUACCCUUACAUAGAAAGUGAAGCCAUUCCUGAUAGCGUGCUCAUAGCCGGGGGCAUCAUAAUCACAGGCCUUACGAUUGCAGUCGGGGAGUGUUACCGGGUACGAUUCAGAGAUGUGCACUCACGGGCAUUUGUACGCAACCUCUAUGUGUCUUGUCUCUACAAGGAGCUGGGCAGCUUUCUAUUUGGCUGCUGCGUGGGGCAAUCUUUAACCAACAUGGCAAAGCUGAGUGUUGGCCGACUCCGUCCCCACUUCCUGUCGGCGUGCAAUGUGACCUAUGAAUCACUCAACUGCACACCCGGAACCUACAUCUCACAUGUUGUCUGCAAAAGCACAAAAAAGAUAGUGGAGGAGGCCAGAAAAUCCUUCUUCUCGGGCCAUGCAUCUUUCGCCAUGUACACCAUGCUUUACCUGGCAUUCUACCUGCAGGCACGGUUGUCAUGGCAAGGGGCACGGCUUCUACGACCGUUGCUGCAGUUCAUGUUGGUGAUGUUGGCAGUGUACACAGGACUCAGUCGCAUUUCAGACUACCGCCAUCACCCCACUGAUGUCUUGACUGGCUUCCUGCAGGGAGGACUGACUGCUUACUGGGUGGCCUUUUAUAUCUCGUCCAUGUUUAAGACGUCUCGUCCAGACAUGUCUCCAACAAGCUUGUCUCUGGAAAGUCCCCUGUCCAGCCAGCAGACCGUCUGCUAACAGACCUGCACGCAGAAACACCUGAGGGAGACUAAUAGCGAAAGCACGAGUGAUCGGGAAUGGGACAAAGUACAUGUUUGUGUCUUGACAAAUCCUCAACCAUUUCCAGCCCACCCUGAGAGAAGAACAGUUAAAUAUUAUACAUGUCUAACCCUUCGACAAACCCGUCCACAGUGUAUCGACCCUCCAUAGAUAAAAGAUAUUUUUAUAUAAAAAGUUUAUCCUUUAUAUUUUUGGAAAUAUGUUAUAGUUGAAGCUGCUAAUAAUUGUUGUUUUAUCAUUGGUCACCUCUGUUCAGGCACAGAGAUCCACACGUCAUAGUGGUCAAACUCAACAUGUCAAGCUUUCUGCUCAUGUUGACUAUUAGAGGCCCAGUCCAAUCAAGUUGGACAAAAUUAAAUAAAUAAAUUAUAUAUGUAUAUAUACAGUAUAUAGACCAAUCGCAACAACCCUUUAUGGAGCCAGAUCAGUCUCAAAACUAAUACAUUUACAAAAUACAAUUCAAAGAUCCACAACACAAUUCACAUUCACAAAAUACAAUUUGAAAAUUCAAAACACGAUUCAUAAACACACAAAUCCAAUUCGUAAAUUCAAUACACAAAUCCAAUUCGUAAAUUCAAAACACGAUUCAUAAAUGCACAAAUCCAAUUUGUAAAUUCAAUACACAAAUCCAAUUCGUAAAUUCAAAAUACGAUUCAUAAACACACAAAUCCAAUUCGUAAAUUCAAUACACAAAUCCAAUUCGUAAAUUCAAAACACGAUUCAUAAACACACAAAUCCAAUUUGUAAAUUCAAUACACAAAUCCAAUAUGUAAAUUCAAAACACGAUUCAUAAACACACAAAUCCAAUUUGUAAAUUCAAUACACAAAUCCAAUAUGUAAAUUCAAAACACGAUUCAUAAACACACAUAUCCAAUUUGUAAAUUCAAUACACAAAUCCAAUACGUAAAUUCAAAACACGAUUCAUAAACACACAAAUCUAAUUCGUAAAUUCAAAACACGAUUCAAAAAUACACAAAUCCAAUUUGUAAAUUCAAUACACAAAUCCCAUACGUAAAUUCAAAACACGAUUCAUAAACACACAAAUCCAAUUUGUAAAUUCAAUACACAAAUCCAAUACGUAAAUUCAAAACACGAUUCAUAAACACACAAAUCCAAUUUGUAAAUUCAAUACACAAAUCCAAUACGUAAAUUCAAAACACGAUUCAUAAACACACAAAUCUAAUUCGUAAAAUCAAAACACGAUUCAAAAAUACAAAAAAUCCAAUUUGUAAAUACAAGACAUGAUUCAAAAACACACAAAUCCAAUUCGUAAAUUCAAAACCCGAUUUGAAAAUACACAAAUCCAAUUUGUAAAUUCAAAACAUGAUUCAUAAAUAUGCAAAUCCAAUUCAUUUGGUAAAAUAUUUAUGAUUGUUUACUUGUAAAUUCACAAAUUGUGUUUACAAAUUGGAUUUUGUAAAUGUGAAGUGUUGUUGUGGAUGUGUUAAUUUCAUUUUGUAAAUAUAUUAUUUUUGAGACUAAUCUGGCUCCGUUCCCUUUGGCCUUAAACCACACCUCCUUUAUGUCUGUUAUUGGACCUGCCUAGACCACUGUUCUGGUGCGCUGUUGCACAAUCAUAGCGGUGCCGAUUGUAGACACCCUCUGUUUAUAAAAGCACAGAUGCUAAUGCUAUUAAGCUUGUGUUGUAUUAAAGUGGGCUAAACUUGUUCGUACUAACCACUUUCACUGCAUGAGUGUGACUGAAAGGAGAUUUUAAACCUCCUCGCGCCCCUCCGCAUAUUGAGGGCUAAAUCGUGGCCUGACGCUCAGCGGACGGGGGGUUUUAUACCUGUGUACUCUUUACUACUCAUAGCACUUGAAUUACUCUACGGAAUCUAAUUACUACAGAUAAUAUUUUAUAUUUUGUCUUCUUUAAUCAGUGUUUUACUUUCAUCCUGCAGUCAGUGCCAUUUGUGUUCGUCUUUGUGUUUAUUUUUCCCCCAAAUUAUAAUUAUUCUGAAUGAAUGUAAAUAAAACAUUUUAUAAACGCAGAUUUUCAGAAGUAUUAGCUCACGUUUUGUAAAUUCUUGUUUUACGUGUUUAUACAGUAUAUAUAUGUUUUAUGUCCAUCAGGUACACAGAGUUAUUGUUGCUAAUUGUUAAAGAGACUAGUGACUGAGCCACAGAUUGUCAGAAAGCUAUAUUCUACUUAUUUAGUUUCGUUUCAUUUGUUGGUUUCCCCUGUGAACAGCCGGUAAGGCUGAAAUAACCACUGUAUUAAUAAACCAAACCAAUAAAAUGAAUGUUCAAUCUUUGUA
Molecule: messenger RNA, 3702 nt
Organism: Danio aesculapii
Lineage: Eukaryota; Metazoa; Chordata; Actinopteri; Cypriniformes; Danionidae
Gene: ppap2d
Product: phosphatidic acid phosphatase type 2D
Exons: 6
Coding region: 431-1402 (323 amino acids)
Biological process (GO): phospholipid dephosphorylation; signal transduction; phospholipid metabolic process
Molecular function (GO): phosphatidate phosphatase activity
Source: RefSeq, a predicted model, not a curated record